AUGGAAGUUUAUUUUCUUCGUAGUGUUCUUCUCGUUGCACUGACAGCCGGGACUUUAGGAGACGAUGGUCAGUUGACCUUUGUGUCAGAGCUGUCGUCCAAGCCUGCCCAGAAGUUGUCGAGAUACGGUUGGUAUGGCAACGUGAGGCUCCAGAGGUUCCACAUCCCCGAGGAUGCCGCGGUGGCUCGCUGGCUGUUCUCUGUCACCCGGGGUCAAGGCUUCCACUGUGGACAGCACAACGUCACUAUUCAUAUUCGAUGGGGAGCCCCCCCGGUCAUAAACCCAGUAGGUUUAGUGUUUCCCAAUGCAACACUGUGGAGCCACCCUCUGUCUCUGACGCUAAUGGUGACAUCACACAGCUCCAUGACCUUUAACCUGUCCAACCCUGCACCUGGAGACUGGUACCUCGCUGCCCAUUUGCCUCGAGAUGACGGGCGCAUAGAACAGAAGGGGUUUCCAUCCUGCUCCUAUUUCUUCCAGCCCCAGCUGUCAGUCAGGAGAGCUGUGGACACACCUGUUCUACAGCAGGGCAUACCCCUCUCACAGACUGCAGCCCCUGACAGAGCUGUACGCCUAAAGGUGUUUGUUCCAGCGUUUGCGUCUUCUCUCUCCAUUUCUUUGACUGACUGCUCGUCGAGGGAGGAACCAGAGAGUGGAAGCUGUUCAUUAGUGCUGAGGGUUGGCUCCUCCUCUCUGCGGGACGGCCCAUUGACAGUGAAUUGCUCAGGUGUUAGCUGCUCUGCGACUCUCUCUCCCCCACCAUGGGAGACCUGGGUACGAGUCGUCGUGGAGAGCAACCAUGAUAACUAUACUGUGACCUUCACUAUCACAUCAGACAGCAUAGUGGACUGCAAGCCAAAGAGUGUUGGCCUUAAAGGAGACGAUGACCUCAAAGUGCUCCGUGGUAACAGCAGCAGCAACUCAAUGUCAGCAGACAACAGCUCAGUGAUUACAGAGGUGGUUGACCUUAGCAACUCAUCAACAUCAUUGUUAACACCUGUGUUGUCGCCGGGGUGUGUGUGGAGCGUCCCGGUGCUCUCUGAGGAGCUGGAUGUUCUGUCACUCCGCUUCACCCCUGUCAACGGGCCCAAUGUCAGCGUUACACACAUCCACCCCACCUUGCUGAGUUACCCCGUGCACUCACACGCCAGCGGUGGCACACUCAACCUACAGCUGACCCUCAACACUACUAAUAUAACCCUGGGGAACAGCAGCAGCGUGGUGGCCUGUCUCUCUCCCUGGGCUCCAGUCCUUGGCCUCAACCAUUCUCAGCCCUGCCGCACAGCUUUGUUCUUAGGCUAUGGUGUUCAUGUGAACACCAGCGUUCCUAAGGCUGUGAUCAGGCUGCCUUUUCCUCAUUCAACAACAUGGUACCUCACACUACAGCUCACCUGCAACAGCAGUGACUGUGGUAAUGUGUCAGUAGUCUCUGUGGUACCAGAGGUGUAUAUCAGUGCCUGUGUGGAGGAUUGUGGGACAUACGGGGAAUGUAGACUACUGAGAUCCUACAGCUACCUCUACUCUGCCUGUGUCUGCAAGGCUGGCUGGAGUGGGUGGGGCUGCACCGAUGACUCCACAGCUCAGUCGUAUGGUCGCCAGGUGACAGCCGCUCUGCUGCUCACACUCAGUAACCUGCUCUUCCUGCCUCCCAUUGUGGUGGCUGUCAAACGCUGCUACAUCACUGAGGCCUCCGUCUACCUCUUCACCAUGUUCUUCUCCACGUUCUACCAUGCGUGUGACCAGCCGGGUGUAGCAGUGCUAUGCAUCAUGGACUACGAUACCCUGCAGUACUGUGACUUCCUGGGUUCAGUCUGCUCCAUCUGGGUCACCAUUCUGUGCAUGGCCCGCGUCAAAGACGUCUUCAAAUAUACUCUGUUCAUGCUCGGGGCCCUGCUGAUAGCCAUGUCGAUGCAGCUGGACCGCAGAGGCCUGUGGAACAUGCUGGGCCCCGUCCUCUGUGCAGUUCUGGGCAUGGUCACUGUCUGGGUGUACCGCGGUGUGAAGCGGCGGCAUUGCUACCCACCCUCCUGGCAGCGUUGGGUUUUCUACUUGAUCCCAGGAAUAACAUGCGCCCUUAUCGGGGUGUGUGUUUACAUUUUUGCUGAGACAGAGGAUAAUUACUACUACACACACUCGCUGUGGCACGUUCUGGUGGCCAGCAGCGUGGUGUUCCUGCUGCCGCCCAAGGAAAAGAACAGGGAGACGUGGAGCUGGACCAGGGGCUGGAGCCUGAGCUGGAGCCCCAGAGUGUGUGGAUACACACUGUGUCAGAGCAGCAAGGAUGAGCUCUACACUGUCACGUAGUAGGACACACACAUGGAAAUGAUGGACUGGGAUGCUAAAGAGAAGAAAAAUGACUGGGCAUUGUGGGCUGGACAUUUAUAUAAACACUGCAGACAUGCACAUCUGUUAAAGACAUACACAAGCACAGGGUGUCUGCUGCUCCUGACAGAGCUCAUGUUAUUUAGAAUCAAGGUGAAUACAGUUAAAUAUUGCAUUUUUGUAUUAGACAUUCUGUGGUUUCUUGGUGUGCUGUUUUUUCCAGUGAGAAAUCAGCCCAGUCAAGCAGACCUGUUUUCAUUUUAACAUUUUUUUUUCAAUUGUGAAAUUGGCAUUAUAUUUAAUUUUAAGUGACAUGAAGAGAGGUCUUCAAAAAUUUUAAAUUUCACAUGAGGAAAAUUGCAGACACCCUGAAAGUCACACGCCCACAUCCACACAUCUUUGACCCAAACCAAUCCAGUUGAACUUCCAAGGUGGCCCGUUGCACUACCUUAUAUGCCAGCUCAGGUGUGAACAGCAUUACUUCCUGGUAGCAGACCACUUUACCUUUGACCUCAUGAUGGAAUACCAGGACUUUGUACAUAUUGUACUUGGAUAGGAUAUGAAUGUCACGCAUAUUUAUAAAGAAUGCUAAGCUAUACGGAGCUAUUUUAAAUCUUUAUACUGAGUCUCUUAUUGAGUCUACUGAUAAGGGAUACUAUAUUUAUAGUAGAUGUAAAUAUUCCUCAUUGUUAUGUCCUGUUUGUUUUUAUGUUUUUUUUCUUUUCCUUAUCCAUACAGGCCUGGGCAAAGGUUGACAAUGUUUUCAACCAAUGACCCAUUUGAGGUGUGUUUGAUUUUUACCUGGCAGAUAUGUGAAACAGCCUUCAGUGCAAAGCUCACUGACUGUAAUUAGGCUUGGGUGGUAUCAAUUUUUUCAGACCUCUGACAUUUCACCAGGAUAUAUGGUAUAUGACAUUAUAUUUGUGUUUCAGCAUAUACCAGCAAAUCAGCAGGCUGAACAGAGAUGAAUGGUAACUGGUGGUGGCAGUUGAAUGAAAUCAUGUGGCUAAUAAACUGGUUUUGUAGUUGGAUGAUGGAUUUGGAUUUGGUGAUGCACUUUGAGGUGUGAGUGGAGGUCCGACGUGUUAGCUGCAACGUUUUUGAGGCAAAUUGUGCACACAGCUUCGUCUGUGUUGACUGAAUCACCUUUAUCAUCAGGACUGCACUAUAAUACAUCACCUCAAUGCAGCAUCUCUGUAUCAGUUUAAUAGAAAAAUGUGUCUGUUUUUACUGAAUUGAAAAUCAUACCUACAGGAUUUCUCAAUACUCUAGUAUAUCGAAAUAUCUUGAUACCGCCCAAACCUAACUAUAAAAUGUCCAGUAGAGUUAAAUAAUUAUGUUCAACUCAAAAGAAAACAUCAACUAUUUGAAACAUGUUGACAAGUCUUUUGCCAAAGUCUGUUUUGUAAAGUUCAAAGUACAUUUCUUUCCUAUGACUGUAAACUGCACCCAGACCCACUGCAAUUAAGUGGCUUUUAGUCAAAUGUGCACAUAAAGAAGUGUACAAGUGAAAGUAUACUGGGUUGGGAUGCAGGGUGCCUCUUCAUUCCUUUAAAAGGACCACUGGUUUUUCACUGCUGGCAUUACAUUAAAGGAACAGUCCACUCUAUAUAUAUAUAUAUAUAUAUCUAUAUAUAUAUAUAUAUAUAUCUAUAUAUAUAUAUAUAUAUAUAUAUAUAUAUAUAAUCCCCACUUAUUGCUAGUAUAGUCUGUCCAUCCUGAUAGUUUCGAUGUGAUUUUGUGACGGUUCUCCGUCUGCCACAGUCUUCCCUGUCUCUCAGCACACACACCAACACACUUGUAUUUGUUUGUACGGCUCAAACAGUCAAACUGUACAUGAAAAAAAAAAAAAAAAAAACCUCAACAGCAACAGUUCUUUCCAAAAACAAUGACAGAUACCAUACAUAAUUCAUAGCUUCUUUGGAACUGUAUCUACCAUCCCCAAUUCAGAUUGCACUAGUCAUGAGUGGGAUUUUUUUAGCAUUACCAUCGUUAUUAUUUGUAUUUGUAUUUUAUAUUAACUGUUCCUUUAAUUCCGUUCAGUUGAAAUGGCACUUGAGCUUAUGUUGUAAACCUUACCAAUUCUUACCAUGAUUUGUUGUGAAAGCGCUUAUGUGAUUAAGUAUUGAUCACUAGAAAAACAUUUUCCACUUAUGUAAUGUAAUGUGCAUAGCCCAUAUGUGUGUGAAUGGGCACUUGAUGAAUGUAUAUUCAGAUCACUGUGUCCAGUGCCUCCUCCUCUUAUGUCUUUUUGUGAAUGCAUGUAUGAGCGUUAACUGUUUGUGGGUGUGUGUGUGUGUGUGUGUCAUCUCUCGUACCAGUAAAGCUACUGCACAUCCCUUGUUUUAUUUAAGACUCAUGUUGUAGUUGAGCUGCUAAUGCUGUCUGUGAUUUCCAUAUCCAGCACCGUUCUGAUUUUUUUCUUUCUCUCUCUGUGAUUUUGCACAACUACAGAUUUUGCUAUUGUUAGCCCUCUGUUAAUUGUUGAAAUAUUGUUUUAUCCUGUGUGUGUGGGAGAGUCUUUUCUGUCUUAUUUUGUUGUAGCACUGUACUUUGGUGUCUGAAAAGGCAUUGCUGAACAAACUAGAACUCAGCACUCCAUGAGCAGAGGGACUUAGAGAUGUUUGUUAGAUUACUCUAUUAUACAUCGAUAUAAUGUACAAUUACUUUGAAAUCUGUUCAAAAUCCAAACAAAAUUUAUCAUACCAAAAAUAAAUCUGUGGUAUAUAGA
Myripristis murdjan (pinecone soldierfish) is the source of this 5053-nucleotide messenger RNA. RefSeq names its product post-glycosylphosphatidylinositol attachment to proteins 6 (gene pgap6). NCBI's taxonomy places the organism in Eukaryota, Metazoa, Chordata, Actinopteri, Holocentriformes, Holocentridae. The transcript is spliced from 13 exons. Bases 1 to 2304 code for a protein of 767 amino acids. Gene Ontology annotation, cellular component: membrane. The record is from RefSeq and is a predicted model, not a curated record.